CGCACCCUCUUUUUGCUCGCAGCGCUCAGCGUUUAGCCCAAAACCCCGCAUAAAAUGAUUCGUUUGCACGGUGAUGUCCACCGGAAUGAUCAAAAUGUGCUUCAGCGCAGAAUAAUACCAUCAUCUGCCGCAGAUUCUGCGUUGAAAACAUCAGCACGGAUGGUGUUCAUCUCGGUGUUCUUCUUCCAAUCUGGGAUCAGAUUGUGUCUAUCGAACUAAGACGACGACGCGCAGAUGUGUCCGAUCAUUCCGUUGUUCGUCGCGUAGUAGAUCGGAGGUACUUCACUGCUGCACUGCACUUUUCAUAGUAGUAGUUCGCUGAUAGGUACCCAGCACGGUACAUCGCGUCGCAAAGUGUUCAUUAUUGUCGGUGCAUUUUCAGCAACAUUGUUUAAAAGCAAGUUGGCGCAAUGGCAAACGAACCGAAAGUGAAUCUGGAUACGUUAUUCGAACUGGACCCGUACCUCAAAUCGCAUGAGCAGGAGAUUCGGCGCAGAAACACUGAAUUUCGGGGAUGGAUCAAACGACUGAACGAGCUGGAAGGUGGACUGAACGAAUUCACCCAAGGAUACAAGUACUACGGUUUGCACAUCGCCCAAGACAAUAGUGUAGUCGCCCGCGAAUGGGCUCCCGGUGCCAAGGAAGUGUUUCUAACAGGAGAUUUCAAUAACUGGCAAUGGUUGGCAACACCGUACGAGAAACUGCCCUUUGGAAAGUGGGAACUCAAGAUCCCUCCCAACCCGGACGGUUCCUGCGCAAUCAAACACCUGUCCGAGAUAAAGGUGAUCAUACGCAAGCAGGACGGUGCGCUGAUCGAUCGUCUGUCACCGUGGGCAAAGUACGUCGUGCCGCCACCGAAAGAGUUGGGUGUCAACUUUCAGCAACGCGUCUGGCAUCCACCGGCACACGAAAAGUACAUGUUCCGGCACCGGAAACCAACCCGUCCCCGGGCACUGCGUAUCUACGAGUGUCAUGUAGGGAUCGCAACGGAAGAGUACGGUGUGGGAACGUAUCGCAACUUUGCCGACAACAUAAUCCCGCGCAUUGCGAAGCUCGGCUACAACACGAUCCAGGUGAUGGCCAUUAUGGAGCAUGCGUACUAUGCCAGCUUCGGGUACCAGAUUACGAGUUUCUUUGCCGCCUCCAGCCGGUACGGGACGCCGGACGAGUUGAAGUACAUGGUGGAUAAGGCGCACGAGCACGGCAUAUUUGUGCUGCUCGACGUGGUACACUCGCACGCUAGCAAGAACACGCAGGAUGGGCUGAAUCAGUUCGAUGGGACGGAUGCUUGCUACUUCCACGAUGGAGCACGCGGACAGCAUACGCUUUGGGACAGUCGUCUUUUCAAUUACUCAGAGUACGAGGUGCUUCGGUUCCUGCUCUCGAAUCUACGCUGGUGGCGCGAUGAGUACAACUUCGACGGGUAUCGCUUCGACGGCGUUACCUCGAUGCUGUACCAUUCGCGCGGCAUUGACGAAGGCUUUUCGGGGGAUUACAACGAGUACUUUGGGCUGAACGUCGACACGGAAGCGCUCAUCUAUCUGGCGAUCGCCAACUACUUCCUGCACGAGAUGGACCCGAACGUGAUUACGAUCGCGGAGGACGUCAGCGGUAUGCCAACGCUCUGUCGCCCCACGGAGGAGGGCGGCGUUGGGUUCGACUACCGUCUCGGCAUGGCCAUCCCGGACAAGUGGAUUCAGGUGUUGAAGACGAAGAGCGACGAAGAUUGGAACAUUGGAAACAUUGUGCACACGCUGACGAAUCGCCGCUGGAAGGAAAACACCGUGGCGUACGCCGAAUCGCACGAUCAAGCGCUGGUGGGCGACAAAACGAUCGCUUUCUGGCUGAUGGACAAGGAGAUGUACACGCACAUGUCCACCCUGUCCGAUCCCAGCCUCAUCAUCGACCGUGGCCUGGCGCUGCACAAGAUGAUCCGCCUGAUCACGCACGGGCUGGGCGGGGAGGCUUACCUCAACUUUAUGGGCAACGAGUUCGGGCAUCCGGAGUGGUUAGAUUUCCCGCGCAUCGGUAACAACGAAUCGUACCACUAUGCACGCCGCCAGUGGCAUUUGGUGGAUGAUCAGAUGCUCAAGUAUCGCUUCCUGAACGAGUUUGAUCGUGCGAUGCACCACACCGAGGAGCAGUACCACUGGCUCGAUUGUCUGCCGGCGUACGUGAGCUGGAAGCACGAGGACGAUAAGGUGAUCGCGUUCGAGCGCAACAAUCUGCUGUUUUUGUUCAACUUUCACAGCACCAAAAGCUUCACCGACUAUCGCAUCGGAGUCGAGCUGGCGGGUAAGUAUCGCGUUGUGCUAAGCUCGGACGAUGCCGAGUUCGGCGGCUUCAAUCGCAUCGAUAAGAACGUCGAGCAUCACACAUUCCCGGAGGGUUGGGCCGGCCGUCGCAACUACAUGCAGCUUUAUUUGCCCUGCCGAACUGCCUGCAUCCUGGCGCCACAGUAAAAUAGAGGGGACAUUUUUCACGCACCAAGGCACUGGGAGGAGGAGUGGGGUUAUUUGGGGCAGGCGGCGGUUCGCGUUGAAUGCGUGCUAGAGUUAUAUCGAUCGUUACAACGUUACAGUGGUAUGUAAUAGUCUAGAAAUAGAAUCAGAAAGCAGCAAUAAACUAAACAAGCAGCAAGCACUUACUCGA
This is a messenger RNA of Anopheles stephensi (Asian malaria mosquito), 2652 nucleotides long. It is a transcript of the gene AGBE, whose product is annotated as 1,4-alpha-glucan-branching enzyme. The transcript is spliced from 4 exons. Bases 411 to 2462 code for a protein of 683 amino acids. Lineage: Eukaryota; Metazoa; Arthropoda; Insecta; Diptera; Culicidae. Gene Ontology annotation, cellular component: cytoplasm. Gene Ontology annotation, molecular function: cation binding; 1,4-alpha-glucan branching enzyme activity; hydrolase activity, hydrolyzing O-glycosyl compounds. The record is from RefSeq and is a predicted model, not a curated record. Gene Ontology annotation, biological process: glycogen biosynthetic process.